AUGAGAACCUUUCUAAUUUUGACAUUUCUAAUUUUAUCAGUUGGAAGAUAUGUUCAUCUCAAAUUCGUCUUGAGUAGUUGUGAAAACUGGCUCAAAGGUAUUUCUUAGGAAUUAGAUCAAAGUAAUGAGUAGUCUUGUAUAUUCCCCGAACCUAAUAUUUGCCCUAUGGAUAUGGUUGAUGGAGUCAUUAACCUCCCUCGCUACCUCAGAGAGUUUUAGUGUGAAUAUUAAGUUAAUAGGAUUGGCUAUUUUGAAAAAUACUAUCACACUGAUAAAGCCUACAUUGCUCAUCCGUUAUCUAAAUAUUUUAAAGAAGACUAAAGACUUUUAAGCACUUUUCCACAUGAAAUUUUAAAACAUUCAUAAGGAUAUGAUUCACUAGAAGAAGCCAUAGCAAAUAAUCAUGAAGUUAUAGUUGACACUAGAAAUGAAAAAAUGAUUAUAACAGUUCCAAGAAAUGAAACAUUAGCAUAAGAGAGAAAAGAGAUUUCUAAGAAUGUAUAAAGAGGCGAUCUUAGAUAAAAUAUUCUUCUAGUUUUUAUAGACACUUUAUCGAGACAGAGACUUCAUGCCAAGCUUCCUAAAUCAGUACAAUUUUUCAGAGAAAGAGAUCAUAAAGAAUUUUUUAGAUUGCAUGCUUUCUGGGGAAGAACUCAAGAGACUGCUUUUCCUUUUUUAUAUGAAAAGACUCUUUAAGAUUUUGUAGAAAAUCCACCAGUUAAAGAUGAAGAUGAUAUUAAAAUGAUUCCACCACCCUAGGAGCCUUAUGAUCAUCUAUUUAGUAAUUUCAAAGACUAGGGUUUUAUAACCGGAUGGACUGGAAAUAUUUGCGAAACUGGGAUGUUUUCAUAAAAAGCAUUUUACAAUUAGUAUGUUAAGAAUACCCCAACAGAUCACGAAGGAUUAUCUUCAACUUGUGAUCCUAAUUUAUAUGAUUAUAACUCAGCUGAUAAUGAUUUUUAAGGUCCUUAUUCAUCUACUAGACGAUGCUUAUAUAAGAGAGACUCUUACGAAUACCCAUUUGAGUACUCCAAAGAGUUUUUUAAGGCCUAUCCGACUGAAAACAAAAUGAUGAUGAUGACAUUUAUGGAUAUGCAUGAAGGCACUAUUGAGGUCAUCAAAUACCUAGAUGAUCCUUUAGCUAAUUUCUUGAAGGAAAUGGAAGAUGAAAAUACCACGAUUAUUUUUUGGAGUGAUCAUGGCUUGCAUUUGUGGGGUAUAAUUAUGGCUUUAUCCAGAGAAAGUUAAGCCUAUAUUGAAGUAAUGAAUCCUUUUAUCAUCAUCAACAAUAUGCAAGGACUCACUAUAGAAUAAGAACACUAUCUCGAUGUUAACUAGUAGAAACUAGUUACACACAUACAUUUUCAUAACUUCUUAAAGUUUUUUGCAUCAGGUAAAGUUCCUUAAAGCCGCAUGAAUCUUAUUAAUAAACUUGGCAGUGAUAGAGAAGUUUGUGAUUUUAUUGGAUCUAGAUGUCUUUGUGAAAACUUUCCCAAGACAAUUAGAUAUUAAAGAUGGCCAGAUUACUGA
Molecule: messenger RNA, 1530 nt
Organism: Stylonychia lemnae
Lineage: Eukaryota; Ciliophora; Spirotrichea; Sporadotrichida; Oxytrichidae
Source: the annotation of a GenBank genome assembly